Molecule: messenger RNA, 1632 nt
Organism: Penicillium nucicola
Lineage: Eukaryota; Fungi; Ascomycota; Eurotiomycetes; Eurotiales; Aspergillaceae
Exons: 3
Coding region: 1-1632 (543 amino acids)
Biological process (GO): transmembrane transport
Molecular function (GO): transmembrane transporter activity
Source: RefSeq, a predicted model, not a curated record
AUGUCUCCCCCAGAGCAACAAGAGGGCUUGCCUCAAGCAGCUCACGAAGAGAGCAGACCGGUUUCCGCCAAGGUCAAUGGCAGUGGCACCGACAGCGACUCGAGCGACCCCGUCGACCUCUCCGCUGAACUGGCCGAGAAGCCCAGUGAGCGCGCCGAUGGAAAGCGCGAGCUGAAGGAACAGGACUGCUACGAGAUCCUCGGCUACUCAUGGCCGCGAUGGAAGAAAUGGACCUACCUCUCGGCGGUCGCCUUUGUUCAGGUGUCCAUGAACUUCAACACCUCGGUCUUCCCGAAUGCCAUUAAACCAUUGUCCAAGGCCUUCAACAUUAGCAAUCAACAUGCCCGAACGGGUCAGAUGGCCUACUUGGUCACUUACUCCAUUGGUUGUGAACUGUGGGCGCCGUGGAGUGAGGAGUUUGGUCGCUGGCCUAUCCUCCAGCUCUCCAUGUUCCUGAUCAACAUCUGGCAAAUUCCUGCGGGACUCGCUCCCAACUGGGGAACUGUUGUCGUUGCCCGUGCAUUGGGUGGUCUUUCGACUGCUGGUGGUAGUGUUACUCUCGGUUUGAUUGCCGAUCUCUACGAACCCGAAACUCAACAAUUCCCUCUCGCCUUUAUUGUUUUGUCUUCUUGUAUUGGUACCAGUAUCGGUGGUGUGAUUGGUGGACCCAUCGAGCGAUUCCUGGAUUGGCAAUGGUUCUUCUGGAUCCAGCUCAUCUUCGGUGGUGUCACCCAGGCCAUUAUCUUCUUUAUGCCCGAGAGUCGCUCGACGAUCAUCAUGGACAAGGAGGCCAAGCGUCGCCGUAAGACAGGCGAAGACCCCAACAUUUAUGGCCCAAACGAGCUCAAGACUCCACGGGUUUCUUUGAAGGAAGCUGGCAAGAUUUGGGCGCGACCCUUCUACAUGCUGUUCAGGGAGCCGAUUGUGCUCUGCCUGUCUCUCCUGUCCGGUUUCUCUGAUGCCCUGAUUUUCACCUUCUUGGAAAGUUUCGCCAUUGUGUACGAGAAGGGCUGGGGCUUCGGAAUCCUUGCUCAGGCCUGGGCUGUCAUUCCCAUCAACGCCGCCUACUUCAUCGGUUACUUCAGUUACUUCCCGUGGUUCAUGCGUGAUCAAAAACUACGCCUGAGACAUGGAGACGCGGCGAUUCCACCCGAGCGUCGUCUCAAGUGGCUUUUGUUCCUGGCUCCCCUCGAGCCCAUCGGUCUGAUCGGCUUUGCCUGGACGUCGCUGGGCCAAGAGUACAAUGUGCACUGGAUUGGAUCCAUGAUCUUCUCCGCCUGUGUGGGAAUUGCCAACUUCGCCAUCUACCUAUCCUCAGUCGAUUACAUGGUCGCCUCUUACGGAGUCUACUCCGCGUCUGCGACCGGUGGUAACGCCUUUGCUCGUGAUCUGUUGGCCGGUAUCUCCGCCAUGUACGCGACACCCAUGUACUCGAACAUUGGCAACAAAUUCCAGGUGGAGUACGCCAGUACCAUUCUUGCCUGUCUCUCGUGUCUCGUCGUCCUUCCAAUCUACGUCUUUUACUGGAAGGGACCUGAGAUCCGCGCAAGGAGCAAGUUCGCUUCCACGCUUGCCAGCGACCGCGCGCAGAACCAAGGACGUCGUGUCAGCAGGAUCAGUCACGAGCCGUGA